CUUACUGCAACCUGUUGCCCAAUUGCGAACUUGCUGAGGAUCCAGCUGGUUGUCUCAAAGUCUGCUCUCUUCACUCAUUUUAUCCGCAGUGCAAAUCGGCCUUGUAGCCAUUCGUCAGGUGAAACUUCUGCAAUUAUAUAUAUAAAAAAGAACUCUAAGCUCACAUCAUGUCAAAAGGCACCGUGGUUCUGGCUUACAGCGGUGGACUGGACACUUCCUGUAUCCUGGUGUGGCUGAAGGAGCAAGGAUAUGAUGUCAUCGCCUACCUGGCUAAUAUUGGCCAGCAGGAGGACUUUGAGGCAGCACGGCAGAAGGCAGAGGCACUUGGAGCAAAAAAGGUGUUCAUUGAAGACCUGCGGGAGGAGUUUGUGACAGCCUUUAUCUGGAUGUCUGUCCAAGCCAACGCCAUCUAUGAGGACCGCUAUCUUCUGGGGACGUCCAUCGCACGGCCCUGCAUUGCUCAGCGGCAGGUUCAAAUCGCUAAACAGGAGGGGGCGCAGUUCGUCUCCCACGGCGCCACGGGAAAGGGCAACGAUCAGAUUCGAUUUGAACUGACGUACUACGCCAUUUAUCCAACCGUACAGAUCAUCGCCCCCUGGAGGAUCCCAGAGUUCUACAAUCGCUUCAAAGGCAGGAAAGACCUGAUGGAGUAUGCGCAGAAAAAUGGCAUUCCGGUUCCUGUCACCCCCAAGGCUCCGUGGAGCAUGGAUGCCAACCUGAUGCACAUCAGCUAUGAGUCCGGGAUCCUGGAGAACCCAAAGAACCACGCCCCCUCUGAUCUCUUCAUGAUGACCAAGAAUCCACAAGAUUCUCCCAACACUCCAGACAUGCUGGAGAUCGAGUUCAGCAAAGGUGUCCCAGUCAAGGUGACUCAUCUGACGGAGGGGAAGUCGGUGGACACGGCCCUGCAGAUUUUCACAUACCUCAAUGAGAUCGGCGGGAGACACGGCGUCGGCCGCAUCGAUAUAGUGGAGAACCGUUUCAUCGGCAUGAAGUCCCGGGGCAUCUAUGAAACUCCUGGAGGCACCAUCCUGUUCCACGCUCACCUGGACAUCGAGACUUUCACCAUGGACCGGGAGGUUCGCAAGAUCAAGCAGGGCCUGGGGGUCAAGCUGUCAGAACUCCUUUACAAUGGUUUUUGGUACAGCCCCGAGUGUGAGUUUGUACGCCACUGCAUCACCAAGUCCCAGGAGAACGUGGAAGGGAAGGUGCAGCUCUCGGUCUUCAAGGGGCAGGUGUACAUCCUGGGCAGGGAGUCCCCCAAGUCCUUGUACAACGAGGAGCUCGUCAGCAUGGACAUCCAAGGAAAUUAUGACCCUUGCGAUGCUUCGGGAUUCAUCAAGAUCAACGCCGUCAGGCUGAAGGAGUACAACAGGCUGCAGAGUCAGGCUGACUCCACGAACUGAGAGGUCAGUGGGGGGUCAGAGAGUCCUCAUGCUGCCCCUGACUGUCACCUCAUGCCACCAUGUGCCAGGAACCUGCCAGGCCCUGCUACCCACUUUCCCGUCAUCCUCACCCUGUCUCUGGUUGCUAUGCUGUAGUAGUACAAUGUUGUCAAGGAUCUUACGGAAUAAAGGAAUUAGUGGUUUAAUAAA
Molecule: messenger RNA, 1595 nt
Organism: Paramormyrops kingsleyae
Lineage: Eukaryota; Metazoa; Chordata; Actinopteri; Osteoglossiformes; Mormyridae
Gene: ass1
Product: argininosuccinate synthase 1
Biological process (GO): L-arginine biosynthetic process; urea cycle
Cellular component (GO): cytoplasm
Molecular function (GO): ATP binding; argininosuccinate synthase activity
Source: RefSeq, a predicted model, not a curated record